AUGUGGAAGCUUCGAAGGCGGAUUCAGCUCAAUGGAGUCCACAGGCUUCAGAGAUCUCCAUGGCAAACUUGCUCCUAUUACCCUAUCCCUGAAAAUCUCGCACCCCGCAAUCUCCAUUUUCAUCUCCCAAGCUUACGCUCAUCUCCAAACCCUGCAAGCCUCAUUGCACGACGCAUCACAGCCUCCUCACCCUCGCGCCCGUGCAAAGUUGCAGCAAAAUACAAGAAAAGAAGCAAAAUCACGGCGACCCAGCUCAGGAAUAUCAGCGAAUUCUCGCAGGACUUUUGCUCCUCCAGUGAAAAUCAAUCCGGAGAAUGCGAAAGAUUGCCACGAUUUGAGGUAGAUAGCUCACCGGGAAUUUCGUCGAGCAUAUGGUGGUCUGAUCUGAAAGCCGCAGUUGGGCAGAGGAUUAAUUUGGAUGGCAUUGCUUGUUUGUUUGGGAUCUUGUCCAAGGACAAGCAUUUGGCGAUCCCUCAUGUUUCUGUGCCGGACAUUAGGCAUGUCGAUUGGUCCGAGCUGAAGAACAGGGUAUUUGUUGGUGUUAUGUUUGAUAAGGAUAACACGAUUACUGCGCCUUACUCUUUGAGCAUUUGGGAGCCCCUUUGUCUGUCUGUGCAGCAGUGUAAAUCGUUGUUUGGGAAUAAUGUGGCUGUGUUCAGUAACUCUGCUGGGGUGAAGAAACCAGCUGGAACAGCUGAAGAAAUCGAAAGACACUUCGGGUGCAAAUCCUCGAGGCUUAUUAUGGUGGGUGAUCGGCCCUUCACGGAUAUUGUUUAUGGGAACAGAAAUGGAUUUUUCACAAUGCUCACUCAACCAUUGAGUCUUAUAGAGGAGCCUCUGAUUGUCAGGCAGGCUGAUCUUUGGAAUAAGGAACUUAGAGUAUCUGCAAGCUACCUUGAACUCGUUAUAGUUGCAUUGUCAUUGCUAGAUGCUUUUCAUGUGAGGCUGCUUGAAGCUGCCAUUGUUAGACGAUGGUGCAAUAAGGGCUUGAUGCCAGUCACUCACGAGCUUCUUUCAGAUCCAAUGACGCCAAAUUUGCCCGAGCCUGCAGAAGCUGGAGGUGAGGGGUUGCCUGUUGCUGUAGGGCUACCGGGCGUCAGUGGACGAGCGGAACCUGCUGACUAUGGUCGGACUGGUACCUGCGGACCCAGACCUGGUCCGCCUUUCUGCCUUGUGGACCUGACCUGCCUUGCGACCAGCGAUGUGUCCAACAGGUGCCUUGAUCCGAUUCGGGGUGGGUCGGUCCGCCCCGACCCCAUUCAACCCGUCAGUGAAAAUAAAUCAAAAGGUGAUGAUGUAUCUUGGAAGAGGUUGGAGGCGUCGGACUCAGAGGUGAGAGAGCGGGAAUGCGGGAGAAUGAAACAAGCAGCCAAAAUAAAAGCCCAACUCAUAGCCAACAACCCUUAUGUUAUGGCUUUGAUUGACCAGACAGCUCAUCACAACCAAAAUGGGGUCACAUAA
This is a messenger RNA of Striga asiatica, 1461 nucleotides long. The record is from the annotation of a GenBank genome assembly. Lineage: Eukaryota; Viridiplantae; Streptophyta; Magnoliopsida; Lamiales; Orobanchaceae.